This is a messenger RNA of Lepus europaeus (European hare), 939 nucleotides long. Its product is annotated as olfactory receptor 51B6. Gene Ontology annotation, molecular function: olfactory receptor activity; G protein-coupled receptor activity. NCBI's taxonomy places the organism in Eukaryota, Metazoa, Chordata, Mammalia, Lagomorpha, Leporidae. The coding region runs from base 1 to 939 and encodes 312 amino acids. Gene Ontology annotation, biological process: G protein-coupled receptor signaling pathway. The record is from RefSeq and is a predicted model, not a curated record. The transcript has a single exon. Gene Ontology annotation, cellular component: membrane.
AUGAGGCUGAACAACACUGCCUCCCCAUUCGUGCUUACUGGCUUUCCUGGCAUGGAAAAGGCACAUCACUGGAUCUCUAUCCCAUUGGUGGUGGCCUACAUUUCCAUACUCCUUGGCAAUGGCACCCUUCUCUACCUCAUUAGGGAUGACCACACUCUCCAUGAACCCAUGUACUAUUUCUUAGCUAUGUUGGCAGCUACAGAUCUUGGAGUGACUCUGAUUACAAUGCCAACAGUGCUGGGUGUUCUGUGGUUAAAUUACAGGGAGAUUGGCCAUGGGGCCUGCUUCUCUCAGGCCUACUUUAUCCAUACACUCUCUAUUGUGGAGUCAGGUGUCUUACUGGCAAUGGCUUAUGAUCGUUUCAUUGCUAUCCGCAGCCCUUUAAGAUACAUGUCCAUCCUCACCGAUGCUCAGGUAGUGAAGAUUGGAGUGGGAGUAUUAACAAGAGCUGGCCUAUCAAUUAUGCCAAUCAUCAUUCGCCUGCACUGGUUUCCCUAUUGUCGAUCCCAUGUACUCUCCCAUGCUUUCUGUCUACAUCAAGAUGUCAUCAAGCUAGCUUGUGCUGACAUCACCUUUAAUCGUCUCUAUCCAGUUGUGGUUGUAUUUGCAAUGGUUUUAUUGGAUUUCCUCAUCAUCUUUUUCUCCUAUAUUUUGAUUCUCAAGACUGUCAUGGGCAUUGCUGCUAGAGAAGAAAGAGCCAAAGCCCUCAACACAUGUGUUUCCCAUAUCUGUUGCAUCUUGGUCUUCUACAUCACUGUGGUUGGUCUGACAUUUAUUCAUAGGUUUGGAAAGCAUGCUCCUCAUGUGGUCCACAUUACAAUGAGCUACAUCUACUUUCUUUUCCCCCCUUUUAUGAACCCUAUCAUCUAUAGCAUUAAAACCAAGCAAAUCCAGAGUGGCAUACUUCGCUUAUUUUCUCUGCCUUUUUCUAAAGCAUGA